Molecule: messenger RNA, 2748 nt
Organism: Oncorhynchus nerka (sockeye salmon)
Lineage: Eukaryota; Metazoa; Chordata; Actinopteri; Salmoniformes; Salmonidae
Exons: 10
Coding region: 786-1847 (353 amino acids)
Source: RefSeq, a predicted model, not a curated record
CCCUCAAGCUGUGUACUUUUUCACUUUCCUCUGGGCAUCAAAGAAGGUAGUCAGAUUGCCUUUCAAUAGUCAUCUUCUCAAAAGGAAUUCACACAAUAUUAUGGUUCAGUAAGUCAAUUUACCUGCUUACAUUUAGCACUAACUGACACAUGAUACAGUUAAAGGCGGAUCUGAUCUGUGUAGUUUUUGUUCAAUUGAUAUCCAGACUUAAACAUUGAAGACUGAUAAUAAUUUCCGAAUUGAUUUUUAAAAUCUUUUUCCACUAAUUGGUCUUUUGGAGAAACAGAUCAGCUUUUUUUUCAAUAUUUGGUCUAAACUUUAGAAUUAGUGUGCUUGUUAAAUGAGGUCAUUAUGUAUCAGAUGAGUUGUUCUUAGGAGAUCACCUGUCUGAAACUCAUGCAUUGCUCAUUGUUCACCCUUCAUUGAGUUCUCACUAUGCUUUAUGAAUAAGUCAAAGUGAUGUGGUGUGUAUAGGCUACUGGUGCAGACAAGAACAUAUAAUGGGGUUUAUGAUGCUAGUUAUAUGGGUGUAAAAUAGAUGUCAGCAAUUCACUUUCUUGUUUCCUUUAGAUCACAUGGUCAAAUAAAGGCAAGAGGGGAGGUGGGUGGGAGACUGCAUAUCUUAUCUCAGAGGGAUCUGUCAUGUCAGUGAAAGUGAAAGACGACUUGAAAUAUUUACAUUGUCUGCACACUGGUUGUUAUAUUAUACAGUAAUAUAUGUAUUUUAUUGUCUGUUACAUGUUAAUACAUAUUUGUUCCCUGUUCACUCCCCUUACAUAUCUACAAUGGAACGCAGAGAGGUGCCAAGGAUGAUGAGGUACUACACCAUCACCACCGGCAAUACUAUGGAUUCCCAUGUCCAAUUUAUGAGACAACUUGGAGGAGGCUUCACUGAAGUGAUGUCACCAGAGCAGAGUGAUGUCAUCAUGGCUUUCUGUCCCAUCGUCUCUCGUGCUGGUACUGAUAUUGAGGCAGCACUGCAGCAGAUUCCAGAGGGUAAAGAUGUCAUUCUGGUAGUCCUGCAUCACUAUUUUAACCCAGAGUGCACUGUACCUGACAGCAGCAGACUAGUGACCAGAAGUGAUGUAAUACUCACAGUGGACUGUCUGUUCCAUGAGAGUAAGGGAGGACUACUGAACUGCCCUCGCAACAAAGCAGCAGUUGGUAACAUUCUGAACCGGCUGAACAGGAAGCCAAAGGUGGUAGAUAUCGGCAUGGACAUCCCUGAUCACAGAAACAGGCCACAUACAUUUCUUCAAGGGAUGUCAGGGAUGGUGAGAUUCUUCAUAUUUGUGGUUGGCAAUACCUUGGGUGCUCAUGUGGAUUUGACAAGACAGCUCGUCAUCAGAGGAGGCUGUACUGAAGUGAUGCCACAAGAGGAGAGUGAUGUCAUCAUGGCUUUCUGUCCCAUCGUCUCUCGUGCUGGGACUGAUAUUGAAGCAGCACUGCAGCAGAUUCCUGCUGGUAAACCUGUCAUUCUGGUAGUACUGCACCACACCUCCAACCUAGACUACACUGUACCUGACAGCAGCAGACUAGUGACCAGAGAGGAUGUAAUACUCACAGUGGACUGUCUCUUCCAUGAGAGCCAGGGACUAUUGGAGUGUCUUCACAAUGAAGCAGCAGUCAAAGAGAUUCUGAAGAAGCUUAAUAUACAUCCUGAGACUGAUUCUGGAUCUGUCUGUAUGGGUCUGCUCAUGAUGGUGUGUUCCUGGAUCCUUGAUUGCAUCUGGGCAGUCAGGCGUUGUUGCCAGAGAUCACCAUUUGCAUGUGUUGUUGGGCUCAUUAUGUUUAUUGCUCUUUUCUGUUUGGUGGUAUUUUUGAUUGUUUCUUUCUGGAAACAAUGAGGUUUAUCAUAAUAACCUAAUGGAAAUAGAGCAAGUAGGUCUAAACAGCAACAGAGGAAUAAACUGUAGAAAUUACACAGACAACACAGAUAAACUGAUUUAAAUAUACAUUAAAAAUAAUGAAUAAAGCCUAAUAAAGCACCUACUCUACAUACAUCUAUCUAUCUAUCUAUCUAUCUAUCUAUCUAUCUAUCUAUCUAUCUAUCUAUCUAUCUACCUAUCUAUCAGGAUAGUAUAUUAGUUUAAGAUGGCAUGAUGCUCAUGUAAUAUUGUAGGACUACUCUGAUAGUAUAUUCUGUGUUGUCACUUUGUUCUGCUUUGACUGCCCUUCUUUUAAAUAUUAAAGUAAUGCAAUUUCAGUUGCUUUAUGAGUGUGAGUCAUUGAUGAAGCACAAAUAGUCAUCAUUACGCUUUGACAUUAAGAACAUGAACCUGUAUUGGGGUAGGAGUGAUGCUGCGUUGUUAACCAAGUGGGAAGGUGGUAUUUACCAGUUGUGUAGUCGUAAAAAUACCAGUUUGCACUUGUUGAGAAACGCUGAUUGACUAAUGGCCAACAAGUUGUGUCAACCAUCAACUAAAACUACAGCUAUGCAUAGCCGCAGGAAGUAGGGGUCCUGGGGGUGCUACCCCUGAAAUAUCAGAAGGAAAAUAUAUAUGUGAGGGGGUGUGGUAUACAUAGACAACACAGAUAAACUGACUUAAUUAUACAUAAAAAAUAAUGAAUAAAGCCUAAUAAAGCACCUACUCUACAUACCUCUACCUAUCUAUCAGGAUAGUAUAUUAGUUUAAGAUGGCAUGAUGCUCAUGUAAUAUUGUAGGACUACUCUGAUAGUAUAUUCUGUGUUGCACUUUGUUCUGCUUUGACUGCCCUUCUUUUAAAUAUUAAAGUCAUUGAAUUUCA